GAAGAAGAGAAGGAAGAGGAGGAAGAGGAGGAGGAGGAGGAAGAAGAAGAGCUGGAACAGGAGGAAGAAGAGAACAUGUCUAUUCCAAGCUUGUCCAAUUCUGUAAUUGUCUUUAGAAUGCUUUCAGCCAGUGAUACAAAUCUGGGAAGAGAACUGCUAGAAGCAGCUGCCAGUGGUAUGCCAGUGCUGCUGAGAAAUGUGGAGCUGGGUCUGUGGUGUCCUGAGUUGCUGUGGCUUCUUCAGAGGGAGCAUCUGUGCCUUCCUGAAGUACAUCCCAACUUCUGCCUGUACCUGAGCACCAGCCUGCACCUUGAGGCUUUGCCAGCAGGUCUGAGCUCAGAGACACUGAAGGAUAUGAAUAUAAUAGAAAUGCACACAAUUCGGGAGGUGUUAGAGGAACAGCUUUUACAGGAAAUCAUAAGAGCCGAGAAGCCAGAUUUGGAGACAAGAUGGCAUAGCCUGGAGCUCAACAUACUGAAUACUUAUGAUCGAAUUGAAGCUAUUCAGGAAAAGCUGCUGAAGAUGGUGUUAAAUACAGAAACAGAGCAACUAGGCCGAAACUAUCUUCUACGGGACCUGCUGUGCUACCAGGCAGAGCUCUAUCAACAGAAGGCUCACCUGGAAGAGCUGAAGGAGUUGGAGGCCCAAGAGGCCGAGUUUCAUACACAGUUCCGGGAUGUGGCUUGUUUGGGCACCGCCAUAGCUCAGGCCACAUCCUCCCUGCAGAAUUUACACCCCAUGUACCCCUUGGCCUUAGACAACUGUCUGACAGUGACCCGCCGGACUCUGGCCAGCAUUGACCACCAGCUUCCCCCACAGCAUGGUGAAGACCUGGAGAGCCACCUUCAGGAUUUGGGAAACCGAUUAACUCGAAGGCUGCUGAACAAUACUCUGCUCUCCUUGCAGCCCCGCCAUGGACCCCUCGUAGGGGCGUUGGGGGCCCUGGCCUUGCUGCAGCUCUCUGGGCAGGCUCCUGUCCUGGAGAGGCUAGCGCUGUGCCCAGGACUAGCAGCCUCCCCAGUGGUGGACCAGAAAGUGCUGAGCUCAGAUGUGGCCUGCCCCUCCUGGCUGGGGCCCAAAGCCUGGAAGGAGUGUGGCUUGCUGGAGCUGCUGCCCCCCUUUGUGGGCCUGAGGACUUCCUUGGCUGCCAACUCAGGGGCCUGGCAGGAGUAUCUAAGUUUGCCCUCCACAGUGGUGGGUCAAACCCCGGGCCUUGGCCCCAAGCCCCUGAGCUUGCUUCAGAAGCUGGUACUAUGGCGGGUACUACAACCAGAGCGGCUGGCCAAUGCCUUGGCUGACUUUACCACCUGCCUCCUGGGACGCUCUUUAUCUGAAGAUAAGGUUCCGGCUAUCAACCCCUACAAGCUGAGCCGCCCCACACGGCCCCUGAUUGUGCUGAUGCCCCCACCAGGCCACCCCACUGCCUCCUCGCACCCCUUACCCUUCAUCUGGAAACUGGCGUGCCAACAGAAGAAGGAGCAUCCGCAGGUCAUUGGACUGGGUUCCUCUCUAUGGGACUCUUCUCAGGCUGUGACCACAGCCCUCAGCGAAGCCAUGAGAAAGGGCAACUGGGUAGUGUUGGACAACUGCCAUCUGAUGUCGUCUUGGUCAUCUGAGCUCCUGGAAUCUUUGUUGGGGAUGUUAGAUGGGGCUCAGGUGACAUCAGAAGUUUUGCCUCAGGUCUUGCACCAACCUGUGACCAGACAUAAUCUAAUUAUAAAUAAGAAUUUCCGGCUAUGGCUUAUUUCCUCCAUUAAUGCUAUUGACUCCCUUCCAGUGGUGGUGAUACAUCAUUCAGUUCCUAUAUUCUGGGAGCAGUCACUAGAACUGGGCCACAUCCUGAUAUGCAGCCUGCAUGAAAGAUCUGAGCAAAUCCCAAGGUGUCUGGACAGCUCCCAAACCUCAGUAUCCCUAACUUUGUCUGUGCCAGUGAUGUUCCUGCACAGCCUUCUGUUGUACCGGCAGCUCUAUGGGCCCUGGCUGCAGGCCAAAUGUGGCAAAUGGAAUCAAAUGGUUCUGAAACAGACUCUAAAAGUACAGGAAUGGAUAUGGAAGAAAUUCAGCAAUCACUGGGUGGCCCUGCAAGAGCUGACUGGAGCAAUUUUUUAUGGUGGUGCUGUGGCUGAUCAUGAAGACCAGGCUACCAUAUUCAGUCUUGCCCGGGUCUGUCUGGACUCCAAAAGUAAACUGAAACCAGGCAGUUUUACCCCACAGAAACUGUUGGCCAGCCUUACACCAUGCCCAGGUAUGUCAGAGCUGGAGGCAUCCUCGGAGGUGGAGGCCCAAGCACACCUGAUAGCCUCACACUUUGAGCCUCGCUGCUAUGGAGUCAGUGAAGGGCCCCAGGCCUGGUUAGUAAAGAAGAAGAGUCGGGCCCUGUGGGCAUCUCUAUACAAGGCCCAAAACUCCUGGGAGCCCUCAGGACUGCCUAGUGCCCAAAUGCAGGUCCAUCAUCAGAUGGAGCAUCGCCUGAAGCAUCGAGUGUCCCAGGCUAUCCGGAGACUGAAAGCACUGCAGGCCAUGCUGACCUUGAGCUCUCCUAGCCAGCCUUUUGCGGGGAGCUCCUUCAAAGGGCUGCAGACCCUGGAAGGCUUCUUAGAGGGGGAAGCUACAGUAUUAAGUAUGCUGAUGCUCGAGCUCCUUAGUGACUUGAGCUGCCUGGAGAGCCAGCUGGCUGGGAGCCUUCCCUGCUCUUCCCCACGAUGUGAAAAGGUGGCCAUAGCUCUGCGGGCUGGCCGGCUGCCUCCUCCCUGGCGGUGUCACAUGUCUGCUGGGCCCCAGCCUCCCUGGCUCUGGCUGCAUCAGCUGUGGCACCGGGGCCAGCUGCUAACCAGAUACUUAAAUCUAUGUGCACAGCUGGAUCUGGGGAGGUUUGAACAGCAGAAUCGCUCAUUUCACCUGUCUGCCUUCCAUCAUCCCAGAGGGUUAUUCCUGGCUAUUCGCUGGGAGGCUAGCCACAACUGGAUUAGUCCCUACAACACUCUAAGUUUAAGGAUAAGUACAAUUUCUGGCCGUGGCCGUCCGCCCCCGUCCUGUCCUGCCUCCUACCCUGGGGCCCACCCUCACUUCCAGCUUAAACCCAGUUUUAUUGCCCCCUCCCAUGACUCACCCCCAAGACAGGAGCGUAGCAGACCCAGAUCUGUUCAGCAGAGUCAUGGUCUUGACCUCCGGAGUGGCUCUGAAGCUGGUCUUGGACCCGAUUUCAAUCGAGGCCUUACAAAUAGAUAUAGUGCCUAUAGCCGACUUGGUGGGAGCACUGGCAUCAGCUCCAGGCCCAACGUGGGCCACUUCCUGGGUACCAAUUUUGUCUUUGGUUUUAAUUUCAACACUGCCAUACCUCGACAAGGGAUCCAAGGAAUCAGCCUUCACUUUCGGGUGGAAUGUGGACCCACACCCUCAGCUUCUGAGGAUGGUCUUCUAAUAAUGGGACUGCUUCUCCAUCAUGCUGAAUGGAAUCCUGAGGCCAUGGCCCUGCAAGAUGGGCAAUCGGGCAAGCCCAGCCCUCUGCCCCCUGUUAGUGUUAAUCCCCACUUCACUAACCAAGAGCCCCCCUUGCCUUUCUCUCCUCUGCCUUUCUAUCACUGUCCUGUCUACCUGGGAGGACUCCUGGGCCACUCACAGCUCGACAGUGCCCACCUCUUGUUCCAUCUGCCACUGCCCACCAAACUCUGUCCUGACAUCUGUGUUCAGCGCAGGGUGUAUGUGUGUAGUCCACCCCUGACUUGAGCCAAAAUUUGAAUAAAGGAUGGAAAUG
Molecule: messenger RNA, 3754 nt
Organism: Sarcophilus harrisii (Tasmanian devil)
Lineage: Eukaryota; Metazoa; Chordata; Mammalia; Dasyuromorphia; Dasyuridae
Product: dynein heavy chain domain-containing protein 1-like
Exons: 11
Biological process (GO): microtubule-based movement
Cellular component (GO): dynein complex
Molecular function (GO): dynein intermediate chain binding; minus-end-directed microtubule motor activity; dynein light intermediate chain binding
Source: RefSeq, a predicted model, not a curated record